Salmo salar (Atlantic salmon) is the source of this 2302-nucleotide messenger RNA. NCBI's taxonomy places the organism in Eukaryota, Metazoa, Chordata, Actinopteri, Salmoniformes, Salmonidae. The record is from RefSeq and is a predicted model, not a curated record.
AGUGUAGUUUGACAAAACGCCUACUAUGUCGAGAAAGAAAACGAGGAAGUUGCUAUUGCGUUUGUUCUGGUUCUUAAUUUAGAGGAGAUGUUAGGUCAUCAAUAUAAUUUUAACAAUAACUUCAACCAGUCCACAAAAAAUAUUUUCUGAUUCUAUUUUUGCGAAACAAGGCCUCAGGUAAGAACCCGCCGCUUGCGGGUCUGUUGCAGGGCAAAUGACUAGGGAAGGCCUAGUUAACGUUUGAGACUCAACUAUUAGCUAAAGUUAACAAACAAUGCUUUGCGAAAUAAUGUCGCCACAUAACGUUUUUUCCCCCGCAAGUAAGCAACAUAGGGAAAUAUGUAACGUUAGCUAGCUAAACCAAAUAUUAUGUAGCUGCUAAUCUAGCUAGCUAGCGAAAUAUGUUGGCUAAAACCCAAAAUAGGUAACGUUAGCCAGCUACCUUGCACAUGUAGAUUUUAUUUCGUUGCUUAGCCACCCAGGGCCCGGGACAGGGAACUAAGUUUGCGUUGCAACAUUGAAUAAAUCAGAAAAUAUGGGAUGUGUUGUUUUAAUCAAGAGUUGUGUGCUAACUAGCUAUAUAGCAAGCAAGCCAUCAAAUGACAUAAUUGUCGUGCAUUUCAUACAGCGUAGCCUAGUGGUUAGAGCGUUGGACAAGUAACCGGAAGGUUGCAAGUUCGAAUCCCCGAGCUGACCAGGUUGUUAGUCUGAACUUCAUUUUGGAACAGUGAGGAUAACCAUCCUGCAGCUUUAUACCGCUUCUCCACACUGAGCCCAAGACUAUACUGACUGGGUCCUGACUGACAAUAUCACUUGGCACCCCUGGAGAAAUGGCAUCAGUGAAAGACAGCAGUCAAACACUCCUGUUGAAUAUCAUCACGAAAGAUGAAGAGGAGGAAGUGAAGAUUUGGGAAUAUGAUGAUUAUCCAGGAGCGAGUCCAGAGAUGGCAUCGGUGGAGCCGUCAAACAGCAGUCAAACACUGGGCCUAAAUGUCAUCAUAAAAGAAGAAGAAGAAGAGGAGGAGGAAGACGACAUUGGGGAAUCUGAUCACGGAGAGACCUCUAACUCCUCUGACCAAGUUGAGACAUUUUCUGCAUCAGGGAAGAAACAUCAGGAAGGAAGCAAAGCUAAAGGGUCUCACCACUGCCCACACUGUGAGGAGAGCUUCCCAUUCCCAUCUUAUCUUGAAAGACACCUUCGAAAACAUUCUGGAGAGAAGCCUUAUGCCUGCUCUGUCUGUGGGAAGCGCUUUCCUGCAUCACAUCAUCUAACAGUUCAUCAACGAGUGCACACAGGAGAGAAGCCUUACCACUGCUCUGACUGUGGGAUGAGUUUCUCUCAACUGAGUGGCUUGAAAGGUCACCAACGAACACACACUGGAGAAAAGCCUCACCACUGCUCUACCUGCAGCAAAAGUUUCUCCUAUCUGCGAGACUUGCAACGUCAUCAGCUGAUUCACACAGGAGAAAAGCCUUACUCCUGCUCUGAAUGUGGAAAGGGUUUCACCUCACCAAGCCAUCUAACUGUUCAUAAGAGAGUGCACACUGGAGAAAAGCCUUAUAAUUGUUCUGAAUGUGGGGAGAGUUUCUCUUAUGUAGGCAGCUUCAAACAUCACCAGAGAAUACAUACAGGAGAGAAGCCAUACUCCUGUCAUGACUGUGAGAAGCGCUUCACCUCAUCGAAUCAGCUAAAGGUUCACCAGAGGGUGCAUACGGGAGAGAAACCUUUCUGCUGCUCUGAAUGUGGGGACUUUUUCUCUCAACAAAGUAACUUGAAAUCACACCAGCGAACACACAGGAGAGAAGCCUUACCAUUGAUCUCACUGUAGAGACCCUUCAUCUUAACUACUAACUUCAGUCAGACAUCCACCAGUAGGAAAGCUUUACAUAUGACUGAUGCACAUUUUUCAACAUUCAAAUCAUUCCUUAAGUGGAUCAGUGGGCACGCAGGAGAGAAGCCGUAUCAGUAAUGCUAGACCUGCAGAGAUUAGUUACCCCCAUAAUGGCAUUCAUAGAAGAAGUGGGGGACAUUCUAAAAUGCUUGUGGUGAUCUCCAAUGCCUUAACCUGACUUAAGGACAUUCAAUCAAAAUGAAAGUAGAGAGGAAAACAUCUAGGGGUAACUAAUGUUGCUAAAGGUGUGUAAAAGGGAAAUAAUGCAUUAAAGGAUUGAUACAUAUUUGAAUUUAAGGUAUUAGAUUCUAUAUGGAACUCUUUAAAGUUUGUUAAAUUCUAUUUUUUGUUAUGUAGGCCUAACUGUAUUGGCUAUGAGUUAUAAUGAUAAUAAAGUCUUUACCCUGAAU